Molecule: messenger RNA, 1077 nt
Organism: Elaeis guineensis (African oil palm)
Lineage: Eukaryota; Viridiplantae; Streptophyta; Magnoliopsida; Arecales; Arecaceae
Source: RefSeq, a predicted model, not a curated record
AUGGCGAAGAGAAGCAGGGCCUCCACCACAAUAACCAGCCGCUGCUCCAACCGAUCAUGGUCAGAUGUUACGGAGCCCUUACUCUAUUCCAUCCUCAGCCGGCUCUCCUCCAACGUUGCGGAUUUCUACACCUUCAGCGGCGUCUGCACCGCAUGGAGGUCGAUCGCCAAGGCCUUCAAGCAGGAGCUCUUGGCAUCUACUCCCCCCAUGUUCAUGCUCCGUCUCGCCAACAGUGGAGCCCUUCGUUUCCAAAGCAUCACAGACUCGAAUUAUCACAUGACCAGCCCUCUCCGAGUCAAGACCAAGAACUGCGUCGGCGUCUCCUUCGGUUAUCUCAUCAUCGUGGACAGAUCAUGGCGGCAGCCAUCGCUUGUCGAUCCCUUCACCAGCACCACAAUCCGCUUGCCGAAGCAGGAGUUUCGCAUUCGGUUCGCAAUCUUGACGGCUCCACCGUCUUCUCCAGAUUGCCUGCUCCUGGGCUUGGGUUCGGACUUGGGUACGAAAAAAUGUCAGACCAACGCUAUUGCGGUCUGUGAACUUGAAGGUUCAUGCGGGACGGUACAAUUCUGGCCCUUCUCGUUUCGCAAUGCCAUCUUUCGCGAUGGCAAGGCCUUUGCUCUGUUGAAUUUCUCUGCAGUUAUUAUAGUCAUGGAUUUGGUGCGUGAUCCUAAGCCAAGGUUGACGGAAGUCAGGCGCCUGUCUGUACCAACCGGGCUACCAUAUCUGAUGCUAACCGAGGCUGGUGGUGAUCUCUUGUUAGUGUCCCAAGAUCCUCCAUCAGGAAGAAUCUCAGUGGAAGCUUGCCCGCUGGACCUAAAAAGAAGAGGUUGGGUGCGAUUAACAAGUUUGGGCGGGCGUGCAUUGUUCUUAAGCUACAAUCGGUGCGAGGUGGCAGAGAAUCCAGCAGAAUGGGAAGGUGAGGACUGCAUAUACAUGGUUUCUGGAAAUACAGUGGUGAGGCAGUCGUUGAAGGAUGGAAGCACCAAAGUUCUCAUUGAAUCUUUGCCUCAACGAUACGUAGAUGAAGAUAGGAAUUAUGAUUGGGUUACUCCGGUUUCAAACCAACUUCCAAUUUAG